GGCAAUGUCAAAAUCUGUUAUCUAUGGUCAAAAUUCAAAGUAUGUUCUUUUGUCAAAGUUAGGUUAGGUAACGCAAUUUUACAAUAUUUUUCCGGAAAUAUGGAUAGAAAUUCUCUAAAAUGUAAGAUAGGCCCAUCGAUUUUGAACUCAGACCUAUCACAGCUUUAUGCCGAAUCCCAGAGGCUCUUAGACAAUGGGGCGGACUACCUUCAUCUGGACGUUAUGGAUGGUCACUUUGUACCCAACUUAACCUUUGGCCACCCAGUAGUAAAAUGCCUAAGAAAAAAAAUACCACAUGCCUUUUUCGAGACUCAUAUGAUGGUACAGAACCCAGAGCAGUGGAUCGAACCUAUGGCAGAUGCAGGUGUAAGUCAGUACACAUUUCAUAUAGAACCUGUUUUAAAAGAUGUCCUUCCUUUAUGUCGGAAAGUUAGAGAGGCUGGAAUGAAAGUGGGUCUAGCUUUAAAACCAGGAACCGGUAUUGAAGCUGUGAGGCAGUUUAUUAAUCAUGCAGACAUGAUUUUAAUCAUGACAGUGGAGCCAGGUUUUGGGGGACAGAAAUUUAUGAAUGACAUGAUGCCUAAAGUGCAGUGGUUGAGACACAAUUAUCCAUUACUAGAUAUCGAAGUUGAUGGAGGUGUAGGCUUAAAUACAAUCACUGCAUGUGCUGAGGCUGGUGCAAACAUGAUAGUGGCUGGUACAGCAAUCAUAGGAGCCUGUGAUCAGAAGUCUGUGAUUGCUAGUUUGCGGGAGACUGUAGAACGCUCAAUACAUAAAUGCAAUGUCUAAGUCUGCAUGUAAAAUGUGAUAAAAGUAUCUAUAGGUAUACACAUCUAUAGGUUAAUAGAAUAAUAUUCUUUAUACACACAUUAUUACAUGUAAUUGUUCUGAAGAACUGAUAUUGUUAUGAAUAAAAUAAUUUGCAAUCACUGUUAAAUCAUAAAGAGAAUUAUUCUAUUGGCUUCAGACUAUCAGUAAUUUUAAAGAAACAUUGUUAAGGAUAUAGUGUAAUGGAUAAUGGCUAUACAUUCCUAAUAAUAAUGAUAAUAUUUAGGUAAAUUGUUACAACAUAGUUAUGUCAAUUGAUGACUCUAUUACAUAAUUCAAUUGAUUUCAAAUUGGGUUGCUGAAUUUUAUAUUGUACAGGGUAAAAUAUAUCCCAGAAUGUGGGUGUCAUAUUUUAGAUUUAAUAUGGAUAUUUUUUUUCUAAAGCCUAAAAUUUUAUACAACUGGGAAUUUUUUUACAGAUUUUAAAAUUCUGUUUUGUGAAUUAUAUUAUUUAUGGUGUCUAUAUUAUUUGCCGUAAUUGUUAUUACUUUUUAGUAUGGUUAUUUUUUAAAAUUCUAAAGUCUAAAAUUUCUUUUUUCUUUUAAAGCCAUGUUUCUUGAGAUUUUAUAAAUAUAUAGUGCGUUUGUUUGUUAUGCAGUAAUUGUUAUAUCCCAAAAUAAAGGGAAAUUAGUUUUGAAUUUAUUACGGAUGUUUUUUUGAAUUCUAAAGCCUAAUAUAAAUUUGGGGAAUCAAUGUAAUUCUUCAGAUUUAAAAAAUCUAUAUUUUGUUUAUUUAUACAAUAAAUGUUACAUUCCAACUGCCAUAAUAUGUACCAUAAGAUCGAAAAAAGGGCGUCGCGGUGGUUUUUGAAAUUACAUCCUAUGAUAAUUUCUGUUUAACUGACUUCUAUGUUAAAAAUUAACAUUUAAAAAUUUAUAGUUGUAAAGCUAUUCAUUAAUUUUUUUUUCAAACGUCACAAAAGUAUUAAUUUUUGCAAAGCGAUUGAUAAUAUAAAAAAGUCAUUUUAACGCCUAGUCAUAAAAGUAAAGCACUUUUACGCCUAAGCAUAUGCCUAUGCACAAAAGUAUGAAAAUAUAUUAUACUGAUAUGAAGUGUCAAAUUCAACGAGCGUAACCAUAGUUUCUAGAUAGAUAAUUACAUACAAGGUAUUACUAUUAAAUAUUUUUAUAUUAUUUGGAACGUUUCAAAUUGUUUAAAAAAUUAUUCGUGGCGUUUGAAAAAAAUAGCAUGUUCUAUUCAGAGUAAAAAAUUACUUUUUAUGGCUCACCUGUAUGUCAAAUGUACAGCCUCGCCACCAAAAGUGUCAUUUUUACUCCUAAUAAUCAAUAUACUAUUUUUGAAGAGAUUUGUUUUUGAAAUAUUUUUACUCUUCUCAGUUUUCUAGUUUACCUUUCAUGGUGCUGUUUUUUCGAUUUUAAGGUAUUUAAUGUGAAAAUGUAAAGAAUACUUUGCUAAUUUUUGUAGUGAACUCUUUGACAUUCUAUUUUUAUAUUGAGUUUUUUACUAUUGUUAAAUUGUUUAGAAUUUUAAUAUUUCAUCUAAAAUGAAUAAAACAGAAUGUAACGUUA
Molecule: messenger RNA, 2357 nt
Organism: Sitophilus oryzae (rice weevil)
Lineage: Eukaryota; Metazoa; Arthropoda; Insecta; Coleoptera; Curculionidae
Product: ribulose-phosphate 3-epimerase-like
Exons: 3
Coding region: 100-789 (229 amino acids)
Biological process (GO): carbohydrate metabolic process; pentose-phosphate shunt, non-oxidative branch; pentose-phosphate shunt
Cellular component (GO): cytosol
Molecular function (GO): D-ribulose-phosphate 3-epimerase activity; metal ion binding
Source: RefSeq, a predicted model, not a curated record